AUGCCCGCGCCUGGCUGGACGCGUCACGAUUUGAGCGCUAGUUUCAACCGGCCGGUUUACCGGAGAGGAUCUGAGAUCAGCCGCUCCGCUCAGUUCAGCAUGAAAUCCGCAGAGGAAGAGGCUUAUAGUUACACACCCAACGUGAGCCUGUCCCUCCCUCUUGGCAUGACAAACCCCUGCCUGGCAUCACAGUACCACAACCUGCAGUCAAGCCCUGUCAUCUCGGUCUCGUGCCACCAAGCGAAUUACGGGCUCCACGAGACGGCAAUGGCCCCGAACUACUACUUCUCCGGGCUCCGCCCUAACUGCGCACCCCCUCUGGAAAGCCCCCGCAUCGAGAUAACCUCUUACAGCCCGAUGCCUGAAGAAGAGGUGGAGGAAAGCAGCACCAUGGGUCCGGUUCCCAAGCGGGUCAAUAUCAUGACCUUGACUUUGCCCGGCAUCGAUGGUUACCGUGACCCGAGCAGCCUGAGUCCGGCUAGCAGCUGCAACUCCGAAGCCUCGUACGAGUCCGGCUUCUACAACUACGAAAACUCGCCCCAGAAUUCCCCCUGGCAGUCGCCCUGCGUCUCGCCCAAAGGUUCCUCCAACUCCAUGCUGCCCUGCAUCCCUCACAGCCAUGUUGGUCCCUCCCCUCGCCAUUCUCCAUCAACCUCCCCCAACGAGGACGCCGGAAGCCACGGCAAGCGGAAGUACAGCUUCAACGGCACCGUGUACACCCACCCGUCGCCCAACCCGUCGCCCGGAGCCUCGCUUCAGGGAUCGCCGAGGGUUGAGGAAAGCUGGCUGGGAAACACCCACCAGUAUACCAACUCGGCCAUCGUGGCGGCCAUAAAUGCCCUCAGUACUGACGGUCUAGCCGAGCUCGGGGACGGCGUGCCCGUCAAGAGCCGCAAGACCAGCCUGGAGCCCGGUGCCGCCGUGAGUCUGAAGGUCGAACCUGCAUCCGAUGAUGUGGGCGCUGAUCUAGGCCAGGAAGAUUAUACCAGCGCCAACCGCCUGCCUUUCAAGAAGGAGAGCUACUGCUCAGGGUUCCUGGACAUGCCACCUCACCCGUACUCCUGGAGCAAGCCUAAACCUUACAUCAGCCCGUCCCUCCCGGCUCUUGACUGGCAGCUUCCGUCCUGCUCGGGUCCGUACAGCCUGCAGAUCGAGGUGCAGCCGAAGUCCCACCAUCGCGCCCACUAUGAGACGGAGGGCAGUCGGGGAGCCGUGAAGGCCCUGUCUGGAGGGCACCCUGUGGUGCAGCUCUACGGGUACAUGGAGAACGAACCGCUGACGCUUCAGCUCUUCAUCGGGACGGCGGACGACCGGCUCCUGCGGCCGCACGCUUUCUACCAGGUCCAUCGCAUCACGGGCAAGACGGUGUCCACCGCUAGUCACGAGGCCGUCCAGUCCAACACCAAGGUCCUGGAGAUUCCACUGCUGCCCGAGAACAACAUGCGAGCCUUAAUCGACUGCGCCGGAAUCCUGAAGCUUCGGAAUUCGGACAUCGAGCUGAGGAAGGGCGAGACAGACAUCGGGCGUAAGAACACUCGGGUUCGAAUGGUAUUCCGGGUCCACAUCAACCAGCCCAACGGCAGGACGGUGUCGCUUCAAGUUGCCUCCAAUCCCAUAGAGUGCUCCCAGCGCUCGGCCCAGGAGCUGCCACUGGUGGAGAAGCAGAGCCUGGAAAGCUACCCAGCCACGGGGGGCAAGAGGAUGCUCCUAAAUGGUCACAACUUCCUCCCGGAUUCCAAGGUCAUGUUCGUGGAGAGGGCCCAAGAUGGACACCAGGUCUGGGAGUCAGAAGCCAAAGUCGACAAGGAUUCUCUCAAAUCUACUUCCUUGGUGGUGGAGAUCCCCCCAUACCGCAAUCAGAUGAUAUCCAGCUCCGUCUCGGUUAGCUUCUACGUCUGCAACGGGAAGAGGAAGAGAAGCCACUCGCAGCACUUUACCUACCUUCCAUCCAACGUUCCGAUGAUAAAGACAGAACCAGCUGACGACUACGAGACCCGGAUGCCCAUGCGCUCGAGUCUCUACUACGGCCAGCAAAGACCGCCGGCCGUGAUGCCUUUGGAUGAAGUCGAGCCCUGCUUGGUGGCUGGCUAUGCCCCCUGCCAACCUCGUCCUGCCCCCAUCCAUUGCUCCUCGCCCGGCUCCAGCCCAAAGCUCCAUGAUCUGUCACCCGUACCCUUCAAUAAGUGCCUGAGCAACAGCCCUACCAAUUCCACCAUGCAUGGAGGCAUGCCGGUAUCCAUUCAGGAUCCACCGACACACACAGGCCUGGCCAUGCCGAGCUCCCCCGAGUCUACAACCCUGACCAUGCCGCACCCACAGGGCAGUCCACAUCUCGGCAGUCCUUCCUACCACACUUUGUACCCCAGCAGUAGUCCCUCGUCUUCGCCCGCCUCCCAACCCUCUACGCCCGGUGCGACAGCCGAAAGCCCGUAUCUGCCCGGCUUUGGAUCCGCCCAGACUAUCGGAAGUCCGACCGCAAUGCUGGCAGAGGAACAUGCCUCACCCGAAAUGCCUGUCACCAUCAAACAAGAACCACAGGAGCUUGACCAGAUGUACCUGGAUGAUGUAAACGAGAUCAUCAGGAACGACCUGUCCUGUGCUUCCUCUCACGCUCACUCGUAGGUCGCCGUCAAGACGCCUGACGAAAGAAGGGACCAAGAUGUCUUCCCUCAGAAGCCUUCCUCUGCCGGACAAUCAUUUCUAGCAUAUAAAGCUGACAAAUCAAAAGACUCGAGGACGUUUGACGUCACAUGAA
Molecule: messenger RNA, 2755 nt
Organism: Trichomycterus rosablanca
Lineage: Eukaryota; Metazoa; Chordata; Actinopteri; Siluriformes; Trichomycteridae
Product: nuclear factor of activated T-cells, cytoplasmic 1-like
Exons: 10
Coding region: 1-2622 (873 amino acids)
Biological process (GO): regulation of transcription by RNA polymerase II; cytokine production; calcineurin-NFAT signaling cascade
Cellular component (GO): transcription regulator complex
Molecular function (GO): transcription factor binding; DNA-binding transcription factor activity, RNA polymerase II-specific; RNA polymerase II cis-regulatory region sequence-specific DNA binding
Source: RefSeq, a predicted model, not a curated record